This is a messenger RNA of Ylistrum balloti, 3346 nucleotides long. RefSeq names its product eIF5-mimic protein 2-like. NCBI's taxonomy places the organism in Eukaryota, Metazoa, Mollusca, Bivalvia, Pectinida, Pectinidae. Bases 86 to 1354 code for a protein of 422 amino acids. Gene Ontology annotation, molecular function: protein binding. The record is from RefSeq and is a predicted model, not a curated record. Gene Ontology annotation, cellular component: membrane; cytoplasm. The transcript has 14 exons.
UUCAAUUCUUUUCUUUCAAGGCGACAUAGUAGAAGGAAGUUGGAAGGUAACUGCGGAAAACCGGACCUAUAUUUACUGAAUUUUUAUGAGUCAGAAGGCAGAAAAACCCUCACUGUCAGGCCAACGUCUGAAAACGCGGAAAAGGGAUGAAAAAGAAAAAUACGAUCCUACAUCGUUUAGGGAUGCCAUUGUUCUUGGUCUCAAUGAAACAGGUGCAGAUCUAGAGCAGGUUUCAAAGUAUUUGGACAUCACUGGAGCGAAAUUAAACUACAGACGGUAUGCAGAGGAGCUUUUUGACAUUCUGUUUGCUGGAGGACUCUUAGCCCCUGGAGGAACCAUAAUAGAAGAUAAAGACCCGGACUCAACAAAGGCUACACGAACCAAUGUUUGUGUUUUCUGUUGUGACGAAGACACCAAAUCACUCAAGGCCUUCUAUGAAGUUUUCAGCAAGUUACUCCGCAGGUACAAGUACCUGGAGAGAUCCUUUGAAGAGACUCUCAAGAAGAUUUUGAUGUUCACAAGAGGAUUCAAAAAUGAAGAAAAGACAAAAUUGGCAAAGAUCACAGGCAUCAUACUGGCAAAUGGUUUCUGCACACCAAAAUGCUUACAGGGACUGUUUGAAGAUAAUUUGGUUAAGGAAGGAAUAUCAUUGGAAUUCUCCACCUUGAUGUUUAGAACAUGGCUUGAAGAGAAAGACGUCAAUGCGGUCUUUGCCGCUCUAAAAAAGUCGCAAAUGGACCUAAGGUUGCUGGAGUUUUACCCACUGAACAAGAGAAGCUAUGAUGCGUUUGUUGCACACUUUGAGAAGGAAGGCUUACCCCAAAUGGCAAACAUUCUGAGAGCUCAGAAGAAUCAGGAAAACAGAAAGUAUUUACAGAAAGAACUCGGAGAGAUGGUGAAGUCUGAGGAAUCUCCUAAUGAGAUAAAAGCUUUCCUCUUGGAACAGAUGCAGAAAAAUGGCCUAGGCGAACAAGAAACUACCAUUCUGGUCUGGAAUACGAUAAUGGAUUGUGUAGAGUGGAACAAGAAAGAGGAACUAGUGGCUGAACAAGCUCUACGCCACCUCAAAGCCAACGGACAACUUCUGUCAGCCAUUGCCAAGACACCCAAGUCAGAACUUGCUCUGCUUGUAAAAAUCCAGGAGUAUUGCUAUGACAACAUGGCCUUCAUGAAGGUGUUCCAGAAGAUUGUUGUUAUCUUGUACAAAAUGGAUGUCCUGAGUGAGGAUGUAAUACUGAAGUGGUACAAGGAGGCUCACUCCACCAAAGGAAAAUCGGUCUUCCUGGAACAGAUGGCCAAGUUUGUAGAGUGGCUGGAGAAUGCAGAGGAAGAAUCUGAGGAAGAUGAGGACUAGUCAUGCAUUUGACAAUCACCAAACGAUGUAGUACUGUUACUGGCACAAUAUUUUAUCUGUAAAAUCCCUUGUGUGUUUGUCAAAGCCUUCAGUUAUCUCCCUUGAAAACAAAACGGUAGACAUUUUGUACAGAAUUGACGUUGGUAACUGUUUGACAAAGUCUAAAUACAAAUGUAUAUUAAAGAGAUUUUUGCUCUGAAGUGAAAUUAUUUUGCCUAAUACUAUUGACAAAGCUCAGGGUUGAAAUACAGACCAUAUUAUCAUCCUCUGACAAUAAAGAUGUUUUAUAAGUCAAUUUUUGAGUUUAAUCUCAGAUGAUUUGCUGUAAUAAUUUGUCCAUCUGAAAGUAGGUCAAGAACUACUUAACAUGAGCGAAUACAAUGUGGAAGGCACUCAGAUCAGUGAUGAAAGAUGACAUGUAUAUAUUGUACCCCAACUUUUUAUGAUAUGUAUUUUUCAGCAACAUAGUAAAAUUUCAAGCUAUUAUCAUUUCCAUUCUGUUUAAGAGUAACGUUAUAACCAGUCCAUCCAAUUGAAAUUUAAGCUUCAUGUUGUUUACUUUAGAUGUUUGCUCUGAAUGUUGUGCAUUUAAGACCUAAUUUAUUCUAAUGUUGAUGAUCUGGUUUAUCUGUCAAGCAUUUACAAAAUCUCUUUGUCCCAGUCAGUAACAAUACAAAUACUAAGGUAAUUUUUGUUCAUAAUAAAAGUGUUGUUCUUUUGUUUUAAUGUUGCCUAUCAAUACAUUUUGUGGUUUGUGUAUAAAAAGAACAUCUGAACUUGUUUUGAGGAAAUGGAGUCAUGAUCAUCAGUUAAAUAACUAUUCUUGGAUAAAUGAAGAAUCCAGUUUAUCAUUGUUCCAUGUAUAAUGAAACUUUACUGAGAGGGUUGUAUCUACUUGAUCGUAUCAGUUUCUCUUCACUCUUGAUAGUAAUAGCCUUCAGUGUUUACAUUAUGCUUUUGUUGUAGGAAGUAUUAUUUUUUUCCAUUAAAUUCAAAAUUUGAAUGCAUAUCAUCUUCUGCCCCAUCCUGAUUUUUUGGUGUAAUUAUUGGUUUUGUACAUGAUAAUGCAAACUAUGUUGGGGUAGAUGGCAGCAAGACACCAACUCAGACAUUUCCAGGAAGUGUACAGUAACAAGAACGGUCUUACCAAGUUAGUUACAGUCCAAACCUGGCAAUGUUUGUAAUACCAUUGAAUGUACAUUGAUAAUUUAUUCUGAUUCCUGAUAGUUUUACACUAGGUUCAGUGUCUUUGUCUAAAAGUGUUCCUCCUGAAAUCCUUUUUACCAAUUUACAUGCACAGACUUUGAUAAGCUUUGAAAAUGGGCAUUAAAAUUUGUAAUUUCAGUUUCGUUGUAAAGUAGGAGUGGUCAGUCCAAAGAUUCUGUAUAUAAAGCCAAGGACCCAGCAAUAAGAAAGUGAUUUGGGUUACUUGUACUUCAUUUGUUGACAGCAACUACAUGAACCUGCCUUUUGUAAGGAUGGUCAAGUAAAUAAUAAACUUUAACAAAAAUAAACAAGGCUGGUUUGUCUCUGUUGUGUACAGUGGAACCUCGUUAGAUCAGGUAAAUCAGGUAAAACAAUCUCUCUCCACCCAUCUCCAGGCACUUGUGUUUUGGACAGAUUUUCAUGCAACAUUUCAGUCGUCUUUUUUCCUUUGUGAAACAGCAGCAAGACAAGAGAAGUUUGUUAUGUAGGAGAAUUAGAUUUGUAAAUCUCUGGAUUAAUAAGGUAGUAAUAUUGUGUCCUCAUUUGAAAAAUAAAUGUUUUAGAGAAGAAAAAAAAUGGCAAAAAUCUGAAUGAUAGCUUUUGAAUAUUUGGCUUCACCACUUGCUGCAGACAAUUAGAUCUCGCUUCAUGAUCUCAUUCGAUCCAAAUCCAACGUCUAUGCAAGGGGAACAUUAGGUACUACCAUGACAAAUGUAUGUAUGGGAGUGUAUGUAAUAUUUUUGUAAAUUUCUAUGGAUCCUUUCUAUUAAAAUAUCAGUGUUAGAA